GAGGCGGGCACUGUAGCCCUCAGUUCUAAAAGCUGCCGGUCGUUAGUAUGCCUUUGUACAAAAGGACUAUUCUUAUCUCCAAGUGUUCAAAUUCCUCACAAAAUCUCAUCUCUUCAAACGCUGAGAAGCAGAUUUUUCUCCAUUGUACGGAAUGGCAAAGGCUAUAAAAAUGUCCGCUCCCUUAAAAACGCGGUUUAUUGGCGCAUCCAUUUUUCCUGCCUGUAAAUUUGAUCCUUGUAAUCAAAAUAUUUAGGACUGCUUGCACAGAUGGCUUCGGGAAGCACUUUUGCGCAUGAGCAAGUUUAGUGAUUGACAGUAACCAAGGCGGGGUAAAGGACUAAUAAGUGGCCGUCACAGGAAGUUAUGAAUGAUUUGAGAAACAUUAAAGAGACUUUGCCGGCAUAAUAAUUUAGAUUUUAAGAUCGAAGGGAGUGAAAGAGAGCGGAGUUCACUCAGAGCGGAAAUGAGAGGGCUGGUACUCUGGCAGGCGGAGUGAGACAGGCGAGUGUGGACUCUGCAAAGACGCAAAUUUACUGGUUCUGCCUUUUUAUGCCUUUGCCUUCUCUCCACAACAGUCAGUCAUGACUGAGUCCUGGUAUGCAAUUACAGGGAUCAGUGUCAUUCGAGGAUGUGUCUGUGGACUUUACUCAGGAAGAGUGGAAUCAACUGGACCCAAUUCAGAGGAGCCUAUACAGAGAUGUGAUGCUAGAGAAUUAUAGCCAUCUUGUCUCUCUGGGGUAUCCUAUUACCAAACCAAAAGUGAUCACCUCUUUGGAGCAAGGAAUCCUCGAUAUCAUAAAGAGAGAAAUCCCGAGUUCAAGUUGCACAGACGAUGGCCAAGCUGAAGACUGCCUGGAGUGGCAUGAGAAAAACCAAAAUGCACACCUGGAGCAGGCUAUAUCCAUUGUUGAGAAAAAUGUGACUGAAGAAAGAAGCUGUGAAUAUGAUGAAUUUGUAAGCCCACUUCCUCAGAACACAUGGGUAGUUUCUUCAGGACCCACACCCUAUAUGAAUAACUCAUUUGGGAAAAGUGUUAAAUAUAAUUUAAGUUUACUCAAUCCUAGUAGUCUGAGCUUUGCAGCUCAGGAGUGUUAUGAAUGUAAUAGAUGUAGGAGAUUAUUAAUUCCUAGCAGACAUGAGAUAAAUGAUGGAAAGAAAUCCCAUGACCAUAAUAUGUAUGGUAAAGAUCAUAUUUAUAACUUUGUUCAGCAUGACUUGACUCAACUUGGAGCCAGAAACUAUGAAUGUCCUGAGUGUAGAAUAACCCUCAGCCCAAGUUCAUUCCUUAUUGUUCAUCAGAUCACUCACAUAGGAGAAAAGCCUUAUGAAUGGGCAGGAUGCAGAGAAACAUUCAACAACACAGCACACCUCAGUCUACAUCAAACAAUGCACACAGAAAAGAAGCUCUUUGAAUGUAAUGAAUGUGGCAAAUCCUUCAGAGAGGAAUCAACCCUGAAUAUACAUCAAAGAACACACACAGGUGAGAAACCAUAUGUAUGCACUGAGUGUGGCAGUGCAUUCCAAGAAAAAACAAAUCUCAUCAUACAUCGAAGAACUCACAAAGGCGAGAAACCCUAUAAAUGUACAGAUUGUGAGAAAACCUUCAACCAAAAGGCACAUCUAAAUGUACACCAGAGAACACACACAGGAGAGAAACCUUUUGAAUGUACUGAUUGUGGCAAGUACUUCAGAGAGAAAUCAACACUGAAUAUACAUCAAAGAACCCACACAGGAGAGAAACCAUAUGUAUGCAAUGAAUGUGGCAAAGCCUUCAGAGAAAAGACAAAACUCAUCAUCCAUCAGAGAACUCACACAGGAGAGAAACCCUAUGAAUGUUCAGAAUGUGGGAGAGCCUUCAACCAGAAGGCUCACCUUAGUGUACAUCAGAGAACACACACAGGAGAGAAACCUUUUGAAUGCAACGAGUGUGGCAAAGCUUUCAGGGAAAAAUCCACACUACGUAGACAUCAAAGAAUUCACACAGGAGAAAAACCUUAUGUGUGUUCAGAGUGUGGGAGAGCCUUUACCCUUAAGCUGAGCCUCAGUGCUCAUCAGAGAAUUCAUACAGGGGAAAAAACAGACGGAUGUACUGUAUGUGGGAAAGUAUUCUCCCGAAAAUCAUACCUUCUGUUACAUCAGAGAGCUCAUACAAGAGAGAAAUUUGAAAAAUCAUAUGAAUGCAAUGAAUGUGAUAAAGCAUUCUUCCAGAAAUCAUAUCUCAUUAUUCAUCAGAGAGUCCACACAGGGGAAAAACCCUAUGAGUGUAAUAUAUGUGAGAAAUCUUUCUCCCAAAAAUCAUAUCUCAUUAUUCAUCAAAGAACCCAUACAGGAGAGAAACCUUAUCAAUGUGGUAAGUGUAGCAGAGCCUUCAGAGAGAAGUCCAAACUCACUGUACAUCAGAGAACUCACACAGGAGAGAAACCCUAUGACUGCUCUGAAUUGGAAAAAAACCUUCCAGAGUUCAAAGUUCAUCAUGGAUUAGAGAACUUAGAGAUAAGAGAAAACAAAGAAUUGAAAAUGGAAAAUCUGUCGUAGUAAAAUCUAAGAAAAUGAAACUGCUGUAGUUAGGAUGCUUUUCUGAGGAUAUGUCAGUUGAGCUUAAAAUUCAGCAUCAGCCAUAUUGGGGGAAGAUCAUUCUGGGUAAAAGGAAUAGGAACAUCCUCUUUCUUACAGAAAAACUUGGUCUUCGUACUUUUGCAUCAUGGAUCUAUUGGCUGAUCAUGUCCCAUCAAAGAGGUUGCUCAAUGCUGAAAUUGUUUGAAGUCUUGAAUGUAUGAAAGCUGUUAGCCAGAAGACAAACCUCAUCAUAAAUGUGGGCAUAAAUAUCAAAGGAAAUUCAACUAAUUUCAAUAAUCAUAUUUCCUCAGAAGUGAAAUAAGGAAAAUAUAUGUUUCAAAAUUCAAUAUCAAACUCUCAUAGAAAAAUAAACAAACACUUAUUAGAAAAAGUGGUUUACCAAACAAUUGCAACUUAAAGAACUAAACAUAAACAUUAAAGGAAUAACAAAGAAAAUAUUAUAAAAUUCCAAAUUAUUAUAAUAGUCAGAACAAUGUAAAGAAGAUGCCACAAGAAUAUCAAAUUUCAGUUUUAAGCCGAAAUUACAGUUGAUAAUGCCAGUAUUUCUACCCCAGCCUGAUUUGGGAGAACUAUAAACUUCCAAGAAGGACCAUAAGCUGCCUAAUACACUUUAGAAGACCUGUUUUUUGCACAAAUUCAUUAGAGUUUAUUUCUGCUGUUUUGAUAAAUGCCUGCCACAUUCAGAAUUCUGUCAAUAGCCAGAAUGGUGACACCCUUUAAGGACUCCCAUGUAGAUGUGAAAUUUGGUUAUCUAUACUGAUUGGGGCAAAAUAUAGGAGAAUUCCAGUUGACAUUAAGGAAGGGAUCUUGAACUCUCCUUGCCAUGCAGUGACAGCUAGCAAUUUUUAAUAAUCAUCCCUGUUUAUUUUUCAUGAACACUGAAAUCAAGGCUUUGUGUAGCUGAGUAGACACCCCUGACCUUGAACUACAAAGGACAUAAGCAACUACUUCAUGAGAAUAGCUACUUCCAAUAGGACUACCCAGGGAAAUGAGAGCAAGUGGCAAAUUCUUCACAGCUUUGUUCAAUACAAAAACUGAAACCCAGGCACUCUGUAAAAAGAAAUCAUUGCUUUGUGCAUCCAUUGAAUUCUUUGCCUAAAUUCCAAGUCUGUCAUUUGCAACUUUGGAUUUUUAUUAUGAAAAAGAUAAUGGGAUUUUGGGGCUUAGAAUGGUGGGAAGAUGUGAAAAAAAUGUGAAUAGUUUAAAUUAUCGGUUCAAACUAUGUAAGCUGUAUUUAAUUUCAUUCUCCACUGAAGAGACUGUAAAUGUCUUAAAUAAAGACCCUGUAAUUGA
This is a messenger RNA of Mesocricetus auratus (golden hamster), 3870 nucleotides long. Its product is annotated as zinc finger protein 182. NCBI's taxonomy places the organism in Eukaryota, Metazoa, Chordata, Mammalia, Rodentia, Cricetidae. The record is from RefSeq and is a predicted model, not a curated record. The coding region runs from base 598 to 2535 and encodes 645 amino acids. Gene Ontology annotation, cellular component: nucleus. The transcript is spliced from 5 exons. Gene Ontology annotation, biological process: regulation of transcription by RNA polymerase II. Gene Ontology annotation, molecular function: DNA-binding transcription factor activity, RNA polymerase II-specific; RNA polymerase II transcription regulatory region sequence-specific DNA binding.